Trichophyton verrucosum HKI 0517 is the source of this 252-nucleotide messenger RNA. RefSeq lists its product as uncharacterized. NCBI's taxonomy places the organism in Eukaryota, Fungi, Ascomycota, Eurotiomycetes, Onygenales, Arthrodermataceae. The record is from RefSeq and is a predicted model, not a curated record. The coding region runs from base 1 to 252 and encodes 83 amino acids. The transcript has a single exon.
AUGCAUAAGAACAGGGAAUCAUACUCUGGGAGAGGAACGACCAGAGAGAGGGAUACAGAGAGGCAGAGGCCAAGGGAAGAAGCAGGAGGGAAAAAAAAAAAAAGCAAGCCGGGAAGAGGGCCAGCAAAAGAAAAGAGAGAGAGAGAAGAAGAAGCAGAAGAAGAAGAAAAAGAAAGCAAGCAGACCGAGUGGAAGAGACGCUUUGCAAAAGAAAAAUAUCCAAUCGGGAAAGUAGAUCAAAAAUGCAAAUAA